AAUCUGGCGGCCCAUGCGGGGGUUAAAUGUCACAGCAACAGGGGCAGGCCCUGCCCACGCUCUCUACUUUGCCUGUUAUGAGAAGCUGAAAAAGACACUGGGAGACAUCAUCCACCCUGGGGCAAACAGCCAUGUGGCUAACGGUACCACAGUCUUUCCUCUCCCAGCACAGGGGGCACACUACCGGGUUUACCACGCAAAUAUAUUCACAAAAGUGUAUUUCCAAUGCAGUUAAUGCAUGUAGAGAAAAAUUAGAAACUUGUACUGUUAUCUUUGGGUACUGAUACAAAUUUAGAUUAGCUUUCAUUUUAAUAAUUGUUCCCACUAUUGAUACAAUAGUUGAGUUUGAUACAGCCAGGGCUGGGGUCAAUUCCUUUUUUUCAAUUCCUUUUUAAAAUCCAUUUCCAAUUUCCAUUCCAUUUUAAUCAAUUCUAAUUCCUUCAAAGGAUACCGAUAAAGGAAUUGGAAUUGGUUUUAAAUUGGAAUUGACCCCAACCUUGAAUACAUCGUCUUAAUUGUUUUACAGGACUUAUAACAUUACCUCAAUUCAUUUAAAUACAAUGUACAGUAGCUGUGGAUUGUGUAAAUAGAUUACUUGUAGGUGUGCAGGCAUGCAGCAUUUCUCACACAACAUGACUUUGUAUUAUAUGAUAACCUGAGCAUAUGCUGACAUUGCAGUUUAUCAAAAGUAAUGUUCAGUGCAGUAAACUAUGUACAGCAUGUGAAUGAUACUCCAUAGUUUGCAUUUUGUGUGGAAAAUUCAGUUAUAUUUAAGUUUUAUCAUGAUUGCAGAAUGUAACAGCUGAAACACUAUUCAGUUCAGUUGCUUCUUGACAUUUAGUAUUUUUGUUUUCACAUUGAAAAUCAGUUUGAGCUACUACAGGUGGUGGUGUCAAAAGUGUAAGCCAAAGUUUGUAUUUCAACCUGAAAUGGAUCCCACUGCAGUGCAAAUCCAGUUCUUGCUCAACUGCUUGUUCUGUACUUAACUAUCCCCAUUCAUAUGGAUAUUAAGACAGGCAAGCCACUCAAACCCUGAUUUGAGAUGUGGGUCUGAAGCAGCUGAAGGCUCUGCCACUGGGCCAGCAUGGGGUGGGAGCUGGUAAGUUUUGUGAUUGGUCAACUCCCAAACUGCUACAGCUGUUGUCACGAAAUCACAAGCUCACACCAAGUUUGUGUCCCUCUGAUUGAUUGAUUGUUUUGUUUUUUUUGUCGUCUUGACUCUCGGUUAUCUUGAGCACUUCACUGAAUUGCAUUAAAUCUAUUUUUCGAGGAUUGAACUUCGGGGAACCUUUGAGUUCACAUGUUCUCUUUUAGUGAAUAUAUAAAGUUACAGUGGCUUGUUUUGUAUGAAGGUCCCUUUUUUUUUUUUUGCACUGUGGAUCCUUUUUUUUCAAAACCAAGCUGACACUAUCUACCCCUCCAGUGUCAUUUUACAGCACUGUAACCUGUUGCUGCUUGACCCACAAAAAACUCCAAGGCAUUGGCAGCAUAAACUUGUCUGUUUCCUCCAUGCUACCCAAGAGUGUUGACAUGGGUUGUUGAAUGUGUGAUUUAAUACGACUGUUUGACUUGCUGACUGACUGGUUCACUUUGGCGAAUUAAGGGUGUGGUUGGUCAUGUGAGACAGUGAACAUGAAGAUAAUUGGAUUGGUAUGUGAAGAUGAAGGUGAGUGUUAAGGUUUCCAAACACCAGACGCGAUGCGAUUUUUAAAAGAAAAAUUGUCGACGAGACAUUUUUGCAGCAAUAUGACCAUACACACCAGAAGCGACACAGAGGCGCUGCGACAGGUUUGAAAACUGCCAGAUCGAUAUACAGCUGUUCAAAAUUGCUAUUGACAAAACUAUGAUCAAGACUGGUACAUAUUCGUCAACAUGAGUGUGUUCUCUGACGGUAUUUCAACAUAUGGCAAUAAAUUGUACACACCAGGCUUCUCCAGUUCCUUCGAAAUGGACUCCCAUAUAUUAUCUUUCAGAUCUGUAUCUUUAUAAUUGUGAUGUCCAUUGUCAGAAAGCUCUAGGUAUUUUUUCAAUGACGAGUAUUCCUUGUUUCCUCCGUCAUUUAAGAUGAUUUCUCAGUGCCCUAGUUGACGCGUGUCAGAUUGCAAAAAAUAGGAUUUAAUCCUAUUUAUUUCACUUCCCUCUGGUGCCGCACCUGUGUCGCCUGUCGUGUCGCUGUGGUGUGAAAGAUACUGCACAGUUCCGCUUGCCACAUCGCGUCAGGUCAGGGGGAUGCUGGGUGCUGCUGGGUGUGUCGCCACAUUACUUCAUGAUGCAAUGAUGAACCCAGCUGAAGUGGUGAAGCAGAGGAUGCAGAUGUACAACUCGCCUUACCGCAGCGUUUUAGACUGUAUGAGGGCGGUGUGGCUGAAGGAGGGUGCGGCCGCGUUCUACCGCAGCUACACCACCCAGCUCACCAUGAACAUCCCCUUCCAGGCCCUGCACUUCAUGACCUACGAGUACCUGCAGGAGACGCUCAACCCUCACAGACAGUACAACCCCACCUCACACAUGGUGUCUGGAGCACUUGCAGGGGCUGUGGCUGCCGCAGCCACCACCCCGCUGGACGUUUGCAAGACGCUCCUGAACACCCAGGAGUCUCUGGUCCUGCACUCCCUCAACGUGAGCGGACACAUCUCGGGCCUGGCCCAUGCCUUCCGGACGGUUUACAGGCUUGGGGGGGUCCCGGCUUACUUCAAGGGGGUGCAGGCCAGGAUCAUCUACCAAAUGCCUUCCACGGCCAUUGCCUGGACUGUCUAUGAGUUCUUCAAAUACUUCAUCACCGAGCACCAACAUGCGAAGCGAAAAGCACAGCGGGAGAGUGAAAAAUAAUCCCAAGAAGUCAUCAAAAAUAAAGUUGAAAGAAAAAAUUAAAUAUAGUUUUAUCAGGACUUUAAAACAAAAAAUAAUACGCACAUAGAAACAUGCAGAACAUUUGAAACGCCCCUCAGCCAGACAAAAUGAACAUAUGCUUUUAUCCUUAUUGUCCCAUUUGAUUGGAAGGUGCCGUAGUUAACUCCACAAGGGGGCACUGUGGUUCUUCUCAUUUAACACUCAAAAUAGUGCUUGUAAAAAGUUUUAAGUUUGGUUUUAAAAUUAGGAAAGAAGAUUUAAAAAAAAAAAAAAAAACCUUUGGAAAUGUGGUUGAAGAAGAUAAACCUGAGAGUAAUAUAAUAAGUGAUAAUUUAGCAAACAGUGCAAAAGACUAGUUAGCUUGUCUUCCAAAGUAAUACAUUGUGGGAGGUGGUUCUGCGGUUUUAUGAAUGUCAAAUAAGUUUCUAUAUUCCUGCCUUUAGAAACGUUUGAGCUUAUGCUAUUGGGCACUAAAGAAGUGGGGACUGAAUACCAGUUUACAGCCCAAUAUAUGCCCUCCUACAUUAACAUUAAUUUUUAAACUACUGAAGAAUCACAGUGCAUGGCAGGUAACUUCCUGCCAGCACACUAACACAGAGCUAGAUUUCACAGAGAACCUCUGGUGUCAGAAUUCUUAGCACUAAUCUCAUAACCAAAAAUACCACAAACUACAGAUUUCUCUGAUUUUAAUGCUUCACAGGCUAGAGAUUGUUGCCUUACCAUGCCUACAUUUAGUGUUAAGGUUCUGGGCAUGAUUUCAGAUAGGCAUUUACACGACAUUACCAUAGAUAAACACGAUCUUCAUUCCAAACAAAUCUGCACAGAAGUGCCUUUGCACUGGAACUGGUUGGGGAUGAAGAAUCGGCGGUUUGCAUCAUUGUAGCAGAGUCUGGUUUCCGCCAUGUUAACUUUGGCACUGAUCACUAUUUCCAUCCUGAUAGCUUUCAAAAGUGUAAACUACUUAACCCUUGGAAUGCUGGAUUUAUACAUUACCCUUUUUUGAGAGGGGGAGCGGUUUAAUUUAUUAUAUAUUUUAAUGAACAUAGUGUCACAUAAAUUCCUUAUACAUCGCUUAACUGCUAUUUGAGUAGCAACCAACGAGUGAAAAGGUAGAAUGGUUCUAGAUGUGUGAAAAAUCCAUUUAUCCAUGGACAAAAAAAACGCCUGGUGUGGAAUUACAGGGAGAAAUCUUAUUUGUGUAACACUGCAGUUUGAAUGGACCUGAUGAGUAGUUUCCACAAAUCAAAGGGAUCUUGUUCACAUACGAUCUGCAGAUCUUUAAAAAGAUAGUGCUGCAGUACUGUGACAGUUGAGGCCACACCUUUUGAACUGAUACCUUCCUGUUUUAUAUUUUGCAAAGUCACCCUUUUUUCUUUUUAAUUGACAGAAGUUGUUAGAUCUAUAUAUUAUUUUUAUAAAAUAACGGACUGUUGUGAAUUCCAGUUAUAACACUAUCUGUUCUUGCCAACCCCAAGAUAGAAUUAUAACCUUGUUCAUCACUGUUUCCUAUCAAUUGUUCUAUAUGUGUACUGUGUUCCAAGGGUUAAUUAAGCAGUAUUAGUAAACCAUGGCUGUGAGGUGUUGAUUGUUGUCUGGUUGCCCUGUAAUUGUCAUUUGUCAAUAAAAAUGGUGGCAAGCAGUUGCUUUUAUGGGAGCUUUCUGCUGAAGUUCAAUGA
This is a messenger RNA of Acipenser ruthenus (sterlet), 4526 nucleotides long. RefSeq names its product solute carrier family 25 member 28 (gene slc25a28). Gene Ontology annotation, cellular component: mitochondrial membrane. Gene Ontology annotation, biological process: iron import into the mitochondrion. The record is from RefSeq and is a predicted model, not a curated record. Gene Ontology annotation, molecular function: ferrous iron transmembrane transporter activity. The coding region runs from base 2230 to 2829 and encodes 199 amino acids. The transcript has 4 exons. Lineage: Eukaryota; Metazoa; Chordata; Actinopteri; Acipenseriformes; Acipenseridae.